UUGCCAGAUAUCAACAUCACAGAGGGGGAAGAGAGAGAGAGGGAGAGAGAGUGAGGAGGGGAAGAGAGAGAGAGGCCUCAACUCAGAAGCCAAAGUGCUUAUCUUUCGCCUUCUCGGUAUAAAAUUUUCACACACAGAGAUCACACUCAAAACCAAACCCUAAAAUUCAAAAAAUUUGCAGACUGGAUUUACAAAAUCAUCCCCAAUUCUUCAAUUUCCAAUAAAAUCCACCAUUUCUUCUCUCAGAUCUGUUGCCUCGUUCGCCUUCAAAUCCCCCAGUUCUUCCGUUUUGCAAUAAAGAUUGAGUUGGGGUUCUUGGGUUUCGCUCAAUUUUCUAGCCAUGGCGUGCGUAAAGGGGGUGAAUCGAUCGGCCUGCGUGGCGCUGGCUCCGGACGCCCCAUACAUGGCGGCAGGGACGAUGGCCGGAGCAGUGGAUCUGUCCUUCAGCUCCUCCGCCAACAUUGAGAUCUUCAAGCUUGAUUUACAGUCAGACGACCGUGAUCUCCCGGUAGUGGGCGAGUCGACGAGCUCUGAGAGAUUCAACAGGUUGUCAUGGGCCAAGCCCACUGGAUCGGGGUCGCAAGAAUUCGGGCUUGGGCUCAUCGCUGGUGGACUUGUUGAUGGCACUAUUGAUAUCUGGAACCCACAAACUCUGAUCCGUCCGGAGGCGGGUGUAAGUGCUUCAGUUGGGCAUCUCACAAGACAUAAAGGCCCUGUUCGUGGUCUUGAAUUUAAUGCAAUUGCACCCAAUUUACUUGCAUCUGGGGCUGAUGAUGGUGAAAUUUGCAUUUGGGACUUGACCAAUCCUGCAGAACCCUCUCACUUCCCACCUCUCAAGGGUAGUGGAUCUGCUGCCCAGGGUGAGGUGUCAUUUUUAUCUUGGAAUAGCAAGGUCCAACAUAUAUUAGCAUCCACUUCAUUAAAUGGGACAACUGUGAUUUGGGACCUGAAAAAGCAAAAGCCAGUAAUAAGUUUUACAGAUUCAGUUAGAAGACGGUGCUCUGUUUUGCAGUGGAAUCCUGAUAUUGCCACUCAGCUAAUUGUUUCUUCAGAUGAAGAUGGUUCACCUUCUCUUAGGCUGUGGGAUAUGCGUAAUAUAAUGUCACCAGUUAAAGAGUUUGUCGGGCACACAAAAGGUGUAAUUGCAAUGUCUUGGUGUCCGAAUGACAGCUCCUAUCUGCUUACAUGUGCCAAGGAUAAUCGAACUAUUUGCUGGGACACAGUUUCUGCAGAGAUUGUAUGUGAAUUGCCGGCAGGCACCAAUUGGAAUUUUGAUGUGCAUUGGUAUCCAAAAGCACCUGGAGUGAUAUCGGCAUCUUCAUUUGAUGGAAAAAUUGGAAUUUACAAUAUUGAGGGUUGCAGCAGAUAUGGAGUUGGGGAAAGUGAUUUUGGUGCAGGACCUCUGAGAGCUCCGAAAUGGUAUAAGCGCCCAGUUGGGGCAUCUUUUGGCUUUGGAGGCAAGAUUGUGUCCUUUCAGCACACUUCUGCGGGUUCGGAGGUUUAUGUACACAGCUUGGUUACUGAACACAGUUUGGUGAAUCGCUCAUCGGAAUUUGAAGCUGCAAUCCAAAAUGGGGAAAGGCAUUUACUUCGAGCCUUGUGUGAGAAGAAAUCACAGGAGUCUGAAUCUGAGGAUGACCAGGAAACAUGGGGCUUAUUAAGGGUAUUGUUUGAAGAUGAUGGGGCUGCAAGGACGAAACUGAUCACUCAUCUUGGUUUCAGUAUGCCUGAGGAAACAAAAGAAGAUGCUCCAGAGGAUCUAUCACAAGAAGUCGAUGCACUUGGGCUUGAGGAUACUAUAACUGAUAAAGGGGGUCUUGGGAGUGAUAAGGAAGCCACCAUCUUUCCUUCUGACAACGGAGAAGAUUUCUUCAAUAAUCUUCCUAGUCCUAAAGCUGAUACUCCUGUGUCAACCUCUGGUGACAAAAUCUCUGUGGGGGAUACAAUUCCUGUUACGGAACAAACGGAACAAGAGUCUGAUGGACUGGAGGAGAGUGCUGACCCAUCAUUUGAUGAAUCUGUUCAACAUGCUUUAGUUGUAGGAGAUUAUAAGGGCGCUGUUGCAAAAUGCAUUUCAGCAAAUAAAAUGGCUGAUGCUUUAGUUAUUGCUCAUGCUGGUGGUUCUUCAUUGUGGGAGAGCACACGGGAUCAGUAUCUUAAGAUGAGCCAUUCGCCUUACCUUAAGAUUGUUUCUGCAAUGGUGAGCAACGAUCUCUUGAGUCUUGUCAACACCAGGCCUCUAAAGUUCUGGAAGGAAACACUUGCUCUUCUGUGUAGUUUUGCAUCCAGAGACGAGUGGACUGUGCUUUGUGAUACACUUGCUUCCAAACUUGUGGCAGCUGGUAAUACGCUGGCGGCAACUAUUUGUUAUAUAUGUGCGGGAAAUAUUGAUAAAACCGUAGAGAUUUGGUCAAGAAGUCUGACCACUGAGCAUGAGGGGAGAUCCUAUGUCGACCUCCUCCAGGAAUUAAUGGAGAAGACAAUUGUCCUUGCCUUGGCAUCUGGGCAGAAGCGGUUUAGUGCAUCUUUGUGCAAACUUGUUGAGAAAUACGCCGAAAUUUUAGCUAGUCAAGGCCUUUUAACAACAGCAAUGGAGUACCUAAAACUCUUGGGUUCUGAUGAGUUGUCACCUGAGCUUGUUAUCUUAAGAGAUCGUAUUUCUCUUUCAACCGAACCUGUAGAAAAAGUUGCCAAGAAUGAAACAUUUGGAAACCAACCUGCAGCAAGCGGGCCUGUAUAUGCGGCUGAUCAAUCUACUUUUGUGGGGGCCUCUCCUCCAUAUUAUCAGGAAACAGUGCCAUCACAUUUGCAAUCAGGUGUUCCUGUAAGUCCUUAUGGCGAGAGCUACCAAGAACCUGUGAAUCCUUCGUAUGGAAGAGGAGGAUAUGGCCCUCCUGCCCCGUAUCAGCCUGCAUCGCAACCCCAGAUGUUUCUUCCUAACCAACCACCUCAGGUUCCACAGGAGAAUUUUUCUGCACCUCCCGUUUCCUCUCAGCCUGCAGUAAGGCCUUUCAUUCCUGCAACUCCUCCUGUGCUAAAAAAUGUGGAGCAAUAUCAGCAGCCAACAUUGGGUUCUCAGCUGUAUCCUACUUUCCAACCUAUGCAACCGGGGCCUGGUUCAACUGCUCCUCUUCAAUCACAAGUCGCUCCAGUUCCUGUAAAUAAGCCACAUGGUGUAGCUCCCUCUGUUCCUCCAAGAGGAUUUAUGCCAGUUCCUAAUCCAGGAGUUGUUCAGGGGCCUCAUGCGGGUUCACUGCAGCCACCUAGUCCUACUCACCAAUCUCCAGCUCGUACUCCUGUGGCAGUAGCAGCUCCACCACCCACCAUACAGACAGUUGAUACAUCCAGUGUUCCUGCCCAUCAAAAAUCAGUAAUUGCAACAUUAACAAGACUUUUCAAUGAGACAUCGGAGGCGCUGGGAGGUGCACGUGCAAAUCCCGGUAAGAAGCGUGAAAUAGAAGACAAUUCGAGGAAGAUAGGUGCAUUGUUUGCCAAACUCAACAGUGGGGACAUAUCUAGAAACGCUGCUGAUAAGCUUGUUCAGCUUUGCCAGGCAUUAGAUAAUGGUGAUUUCGGUACUGCCCUGCAAAUCCAGGUGCUUCUUACCACUAGUGAAUGGGACGAGUGCAACUUUUGGCUUGCAACUCUCAAGAGGAUGAUCAAGACAAGGCAAAAUGUGAGACUAUAAGUUAUGAACGCUGUGAUUACCCAAGUUUCGGAUUGUUUUGUUCCUAGAAAUCUUUCAUGGCCUUAUCUGCACGAAGACAUGACGGUUUGUUUUCAUGCAUUCAAAAAGUGCAUCUCUAGAUUUUGGCCCGGGGAUUUGAUUAGCUUUGGAUUAAUUCUACCUUGGAAGGCAAUUAGUGGGUUUGAAGUUUGAACGCGGUUAGAAAAGAUAGUCGCACAUUAAGGACAUCUUGUUGACUGUUUCAGUUUUAUUUUUGUAGUGCUUAGAAAUAGCAUUGAUUUUUUGUUUUCUUUCGACGUUUUUACAUAAAUUCAUAGUACGUUUACGAAGCUGUUCGAGCUUUUCCUAGUGAUGUGGUAACAUUUUGCCAAUGGCAUGAAAUUGUACCCCCCCACCUUUGUGUUUUUAUUAUAUGAACAGAAAUUAGAAUGACGACUUCAAUUUUGUCGAAAA
This is a messenger RNA of Pyrus x bretschneideri (Chinese white pear), 4141 nucleotides long. RefSeq names its product protein transport protein SEC31 homolog B. The transcript is spliced from 22 exons. Gene Ontology annotation, molecular function: structural molecule activity; protein binding. Gene Ontology annotation, biological process: intracellular protein transport; COPII-coated vesicle cargo loading; endoplasmic reticulum to Golgi vesicle-mediated transport. NCBI's taxonomy places the organism in Eukaryota, Viridiplantae, Streptophyta, Magnoliopsida, Rosales, Rosaceae. The coding region runs from base 341 to 3688 and encodes 1115 amino acids. The record is from RefSeq and is a predicted model, not a curated record. Gene Ontology annotation, cellular component: COPII vesicle coat; endoplasmic reticulum exit site.